AUGGCAAUGUGCAGAUUAUAUUCAAAGCGGACAGAUUCAUUGUGCAGAUUAUAUUCAAAGUGGACAGUCCUGUCUGCUGAACCAUUGAGUCACCGUGAUUUAUAUCCUUCUACAUGUUCUGUCAGUAGAGAUGUUUAUGGAACUGGUGAACAAGAAUGGAUGAUGAAGAAUCAUCUGAUGUUGCCGUCUCCCAAUGGUGCUGAUCUGAACGAGAAGAAUUUUGUAACUACAAAGAAAGGAGGGUUUCAGUCCAAAAAGGAAUAUCUUUUCUUACAAUCUUUGCAGACAUGGCGAUCUAAUUCUGAGCCAGGAUCCAACCCCGAGCACAAUGCAGUUGUCCCGCUGAAGGGGGGACCUGUUCCUUCUCCAGGACACAAUUUACCACCCAGUCCAAGUCAUAAGCCUGUCAGCACAUUCAGUGAAAAGAACUUUGCAAGUUCUGAGUUGAGAAGCCAACAUGUUUUACUUCCUUCCCUUCAAAAGGGGGGAUCUGUUACUUCUCCCAGACCAAACCGAGGGCACAAUUCAAUUAACCCUCCACCACCCAAUCCAAGCCAUAACCACCCAGUCAGCACAUUCAGUGAAAAGAAUUUUGCAAGUUCUGAGUUGAGAAACCAACAUGUUUUACUACCUUCCCUUCUAAAGGUGGGACCUGUUACUCCUCCAGGACCCCAAUCCAGGAAACAAUCAGCACCCAGUCCAAGUCAUAACCCAGUCAGCACAUUCAGUGAAAAGAACUUUGCAAGUUUCGGGUUGAGAAGCCAACAUGUUUUACUACCUUCCCUUCAAAAGGGUCCUGCUACUUCUCCAGGACCUAACCCUGGACACCAUUCAAUUAGUUCAAUUCAUCAUAAGAACUUUGCAGGGUGCAACAUGCGUACUAAAAAGAACUUUGCAGAUAGGAAAAUGGCUUCUGCACAUCCUCCCUCCAUUUCCUCUGGUGGUUUAGUUGCAUCUCUAAAGGCUACUAGCUAA
Ipomoea nil (Japanese morning glory) is the source of this 975-nucleotide messenger RNA. RefSeq lists its product as uncharacterized. Lineage: Eukaryota; Viridiplantae; Streptophyta; Magnoliopsida; Solanales; Convolvulaceae. The record is from RefSeq and is a predicted model, not a curated record. The transcript is spliced from 4 exons. The coding region runs from base 1 to 975 and encodes 324 amino acids.